AUGGAGUCCACGCUCCCGACAACCGAGUCCCAGGGACCAAUGCUGUUUGAGGAUCUGGCUGUGUAUUUUUCUCAAGAGGAAUGUGUGAGUCUGGACCCUGCCCAGAGGCCCCUCAGCAGAGAUGGAACACAGGAGUGUUUUGAGGAUGUGCCCUUGAUGGGAGAGGAAGGCAAGACUGAGAUUAACCAGCAGUUAAGUCUAGAGUCUAUGGAACUUGAAGAGCUUGCCUUAGAAAAGUACUCCAUUGCUGCGCCCCUUGACCAUUACCUAGAAAAAUCCUCUGAGGAUGAAGUUGGAAACCCUGAAAGGAAAAUAUCAGGUGGAACUUCCAUCUGCAAGAAAAAGUUCAUAAGCCUUUCAGUUACCAUUGAAAACCACACCCCGUUAGUAGAACUAUCUCAAUGUUUAGGAAUCAGAACACUUUCUGAAAUUCUUGAAAUUCCCUGGGAAGAAGCCAAAAAGGUGUACAAAUGUUCUGAAUGUGACCAAAGUUUCACUGAUAAUUCAUACUUUGUUUUGCAUCAGAAAAUUCAUUCGGGAGGGAAAAAAUAUAAAUGUGGUGACUGUGGGAAGAUUUUCAAUCAUAGAGCCAACCUGCGGACACAUAGGAGAAUUCAUACUGGUGAGAAGCCUUAUAAGUGUGCCGAGUGCGGUACCAGCUUCCGCCAGCCCUCACAUCUGUCCCGGCACAUGAAUAGCCAUGUAAAGGAGAAACGCUAUACAUGUGGCAUAUGUGGGAGAGGUUUUAUGUGGCUUCCAGGAUUGGCACAGCAUCAGAAAAGCCAUACUCCCGUAAAAGCCUAUGAGUGUGCUAAAGGUGGUAAAUAUUUUGGUGAGAAAACACAUCUUGCUUUGCAUGAGAAAACACACAAAUCAGCCACUCAGUACCAGCACACUCAGUGUGUGAAGAGCUUCAAGCAGCCCUCACACCCUGCCCUCUCCGAGAAAGGCCAGGAGGAUGACUCUGAACGCUGCAGCGAUGAUUGUGAAAAUUUUUUCUCGUUUGCAAAGUUCAAACCCUUACAAUGUUCUGACUGUGAUAUGACUUUUCCUUCUUUCUCUGAGCUUGUUUCUCAUCAGAACAUUCAUACAGAGGAAAAGCCCCAUACAUGCAAAACAUGCACAAGAAGUUUUACUUCAGACUCAGAACUUGCACGCCACCAGAGGAGCCACACAGGAGAGGAACCUUUUAAAUGUACCGUGUGUGGGAAAAGUUUCAAGGUGAAUGUGCAUCUCAUUACUCACAAGCGAACCCAUAUGAAAAACACCGUGUAAAUAUAACAAGUUUCUGUUAAAGCUUGGGCUUUUCAGUAUCUAUACGUUGGAAAAUAGUUCCUGUUUACGCGCUGUGAUAAGCACUUUAUCCACAUUCCAUGUAAUCUUCUCACUACAACCUUGAUUUAGGCAGCAUUAUUUCCAUUUUAUAGCUGAAGAAGCAUACUCAAUGUCAUAAAGCUAAUGAGUGAAACCAGGAUUCAAACUUAGUUACUGUUCAAAUACCAUUUGUAUGAGCCAGAGAAAGAGAACU
Cynocephalus volans (Philippine flying lemur) is the source of this 1528-nucleotide messenger RNA. It is a transcript of the gene ZNF597, whose product is annotated as zinc finger protein 597. The transcript is spliced from 3 exons. Gene Ontology annotation, biological process: regulation of transcription by RNA polymerase II. The record is from RefSeq and is a predicted model, not a curated record. The coding region runs from base 1 to 1275 and encodes 424 amino acids. NCBI's taxonomy places the organism in Eukaryota, Metazoa, Chordata, Mammalia, Dermoptera, Cynocephalidae. Gene Ontology annotation, molecular function: DNA-binding transcription factor activity; RNA polymerase II cis-regulatory region sequence-specific DNA binding.